AUGACCUUCAAAGUGAUUAUCGUGGGCGGUGGUCCCUCUGGGCUGGUUGCAGCUCAUGGAUUUCACCUGGCCGGCAUCGAGUUUGUGCUUCUCGAAAGGAGAGACUCAAUCAUCGACCAUUCGGGUGCCAGUGUUGUCCUUGCUCCCGCAAGUAUGCGUAUUCUCUCCCAGUUUGGCCUGCGUGAAAAGCUUGAGGCGGCUGGAGCCGAGCUUCACCGCGUCAAAUCCUUCACACGCGAAGGAUAUAAAUUCAGAGACAGCACCCAAGUAAGAUUACUCAAAGAAUGUCUUGGUUGCGCACAGUUCAUCUUUCAUCGACCUGAGCUAGUGCAGAUUCUCUACGAAGGUCUGCCGCCAGUGGCUAAAGAGAAAGUUCUCACAGGAAAGAAGGUUACCAAAAUCGAGCAGAACGAGCAUUCAGUGCAAGUUUCUUGUUCAGAUGGCAGUACCUUUGAUGGGUCGAUUGUAAUAGGAGCAGAUGGCAUCCAUAGCCAAGCAAGAGAGGAAUUGCGACAAGCCAUGCUGCGUCAAGGUCGGCAAGCCGACUGCGAUGAGAAACAGCCAUACGAAGCAGCAUAUCGCCUGCUAUGGUGUACCAUACCGAAACCACCUUCAACACACUCAGGUCUCGGGGGCGAGACGCAAGAUACUGAUCGUACGCUUGCAGUCAUGGUCGGAAAGCAACGGGUUUUUUUCUUUCUGUAUGAAAAACUUGAAGCUCCAACCCGAGAGCGAGUCGAUUAUUCCAACGAAGACAUCGAGAAAUUCGCCGCCUCCUUCGCAGACUAUCCAGUUACGGAAACGUUAUUGUUCAAAGACCUUUUUGAUGCCCGCGCGGCCAUCAAGGCGAAUAAGGUGGGCAUGGCCAAUAUCGGGGAAGGCAUUGUCAAGAACUUCAGCAACGGUCGAAUCGUCUUGGUCGGGGAUGCCUGUCAUAGAUUCACGCCCAACGCAGGCCUUGGUCUGAACAGCGGCAUCCAAGAUGUCGUGGCCAUCUGCAACGGCAUUCGCGCGGCUGUUAAAGAAUCUUCAGACGGCAAUCCAGAUCGAGCGACGCUGGAGACCUUGUUCAGUCAAUAUCGCAACGACAGACUUGCGUCGAUAAAGAAAGACUUUCGCGGGUCAUCGGUAUUGACUCGCCUGCAGGCUUGGGCCAACACUUGGUUUUACAUCAUGUCUAGAUUCCUUUUGGUGCCUGAUUGGUUCCAACGGUUCACUAUACGAUACUUGGCGGUUCCCAACAUGAGGCUCGCUCCGGUGUUUAAUUAUGCGCCAGCGGACGAACCAUAUAUUGGCACAACUCCCUGGGCUCACCCUGUGCCGACAAGAGCAGAUAAACGAAUAUAUUGA
Molecule: messenger RNA, 1350 nt
Organism: Trichoderma aggressivum f. europaeum
Lineage: Eukaryota; Fungi; Ascomycota; Sordariomycetes; Hypocreales; Hypocreaceae
Exons: 2
Coding region: 1-1350 (449 amino acids)
Molecular function (GO): FAD binding
Source: RefSeq, a predicted model, not a curated record